This is a messenger RNA of Beta vulgaris subsp. vulgaris (sugar beet), 1545 nucleotides long. RefSeq names its product eukaryotic initiation factor 4A-9. The record is from RefSeq and is a predicted model, not a curated record. Bases 165 to 1409 code for a protein of 414 amino acids. Gene Ontology annotation, molecular function: RNA helicase activity; ATP binding; RNA binding. The transcript is spliced from 5 exons. NCBI's taxonomy places the organism in Eukaryota, Viridiplantae, Streptophyta, Magnoliopsida, Caryophyllales, Amaranthaceae.
GCAAAAUUUGUUUGGUUGUCAUUGUGUCUAAUAUUCACUCCUUAAAAAAAAAGCCCCUUUCAUUUUCUCUCUCUUUCGCUUCAGAUCCGUUUCUCCGCGGCUCUAACCCUAGUUUUCUGUUUUCGCCACUCUCGAUUUUUCAAAACAACAUCAAAAAUUCAAUCAUGGCUGGAGCAGCUCCUGAAGGUUCACAAUAUGAUGCUCGUCAGUAUGACAACAAAAUGAGUGAAUUGCUUUCUGAGGACGGAGGCGAUUUCAUCACUUCAUAUGAUGAGGUGUAUGAGAGCUUUGAUAAAAUGGGUUUGCUAGAGAACCUACUCAGAGGAAUCUAUGCUUAUGGUUUCGAGAAACCCUCUGCUAUUCAACAAAGGGGAAUUGUUCCUUUCUGCAAGGGUCUUGAUGUCAUACAGCAAGCUCAAUCUGGUACUGGAAAGACAGCUACUUUCUGUUCUGGAAUCCUGCAGCAGCUGAAUUAUGAACUCUUGGAAUGCCAAGCUCUUGUUCUUGCUCCAACUAGGGAGCUUGCACAACAAAUUGAGAAGGUUAUGAGGGCCCUUGGUGAUUAUCUUGGUGUUAAGGUUCAUGCUUGUGUUGGAGGAACAAGUGUACGUGAAGAUCAAAGAAUCCUGGCUGCAGGUGUACAUGUGGUUGUUGGUACACCUGGACGUGUCUUCGACAUGCUGCGGAGGCAAUCUCUUCGUGCCAAUAGCAUCAAAAUGUUUGUUCUUGAUGAAGCUGAUGAGAUGCUUUCUCGAGGAUUUAAGGACCAGAUUUAUGACAUCUUUCAACAACUACCACCCAAGAUUCAAGUGGGUGUAUUUUCUGCAACUAUGCCCCCUGAAGCCCUUGAGAUCACCAGGAAGUUCAUGAACAAACCUGUGAGGAUUCUUGUUAAGCGUGAUGAACUGACUCUGGAAGGUAUCAAGCAGUUCUAUGUGAAUGUCAACAAGGAAGACUGGAAGCUCGACACUCUUUGUGACCUUUACGAAACCUUGGCCAUCACCCAAAGUGUCAUCUUUGUGAACACCAGGAGGAAGGUCGACUGGUUGACAGACCAAAUGAGAGCCCGUGAUCACACCGUGUCAGCCACACAUGGAGACAUGGACCAAAACACUAGAGAUAUCAUUAUGCGUGAGUUCCGCUCUGGAUCUUCCCGUGUCCUGAUUACCACCGACCUUCUUGCUCGUGGUAUUGACGUGCAGCAAGUCUCUUUGGUCAUCAACUACGAUUUGCCAACUCAACCAGAGAACUACUUGCACAGGAUAGGUCGUAGUGGUCGUUUUGGAAGGAAGGGUGUCGCCAUCAAUUUUGUGACCGCUGACGACGACGAGAAGAUGCUCUUUGAUAUCCAGAAAUUCUACAAUGUGGUGAUUGAAGAGCUCCCUGCAAACGUUGCAGAUCUUAUAUGAUCACUGCAAAGCUGUCAUUUUGCUGGUGUUUUUAGGGAAGAAAGAUGUUUUGACUGUCCAAUUAGUAAAGAUUCCAUUUGGGCACCUGUUGUUUAUUGGAUGAUAUGAUUAUUUAUCUGCUGACAGUUUACUUACA